AUGGAAAACAUUACAUGUAAAAAGUGGCAAAGAAGUGAAAAUUGGCUGGAGGAAGAUAAGCAUUUAUUGAUGGAUUUGGUAAGGGAGCGUGUAUCAGUAAUUGAAAAUAAAAAUACUGAUACAAAUACAAACUCAAAAAAAGCUAGCAACAUGGGCAGAUUUAUUAUGCAGUACACAAAGAGUACAGUAAAGGAUGUCACAGUAGAAAUACUUGAGGAGAUCCAAACUACACAAGAGGUUGUAUCUAUUGGCUCAGCACCAAAACCACUAUAUACACCAUCUAAGAAACCUGAAAGAAAGAAUAAAACUGAGAAAAAGACCUUAGAUCAUGCAGAACCUGUAUAUCCAAUACUGAAAUCGAUUGCAGGAAAAGGUCCAUCAAGCCCAAAUGACAAAUGA
Messenger RNA from Parnassius apollo (apollo), 399 nucleotides. The record is from the annotation of a GenBank genome assembly. Lineage: Eukaryota; Metazoa; Arthropoda; Insecta; Lepidoptera; Papilionidae.